GCUAAAGGCCUCUCAUCAACCUCUCCUGUGUCCAGGAACACCUCCAUAGUAAUCAUUUCGUUUAUUUUGUCUUUUGGAGCUGGAGCGCAUUGCCAGAAGUGGUCGAUUCAACUGAAGCUUUUUUUUUGUUGUAAAUGCUUGUUGUAUGAUGACUCCAGCUUGAGGAGCCAUCACCAAAAACAAAAAAGUUUUCUUCAAACGCAUUUCGAAUAAAAACUAGAAUAAAACAGAAGCAACUACAACCAUAUCCUGCUAUUUGAAGGACUUCUUCAACGACUAGGAUCACGUUCCAACCAGCUACCGAGAUAGACUACAGUAACCCACUCUGUGAAUUGUUCAUGUCGUGCCAACAACACAGGACGGGCUCAAGGAGACAGGACUUGUGAACUCAACUGGGACUUUUAUUUCGUUCUACACGUUUUAACUACAACAAACUUAUUUUACUGUUAUUUGUCAACCACCAAGAAGGAAAGAUUGCUCUUCAACAACUACCUUCCUAUUAUUCUCAUUUGGCUGGAGCGGGUUUGUACGAAACUGUUUUAAUGUUUGGAAUUCAGGAAAAUAUAGGCUUACCUAGAGGAGGGACGACAAUGAAAGAGGAACCGCUGGGCAGCGGGAUGAACUCGGUCCGCUCGUGGAUGCACACAUCCGGGGUAGUGGAUGCGAACACAGCCGCCCAAAGCGGUGUGGGUUUGGCUCGGGCACACUACGAGAAGCAACCACCGUCCAACCUCAGAAAAUCCAACUUUUUCCACUUCGUUCUUGCGCUGUAUGACAGACAAGGACAGCCGGUGGAGAUCGAACGGACAGCUUAUGUGGACUUUGUGGAGAAGGACAAAGAACCAAACAGUGAAAAAACUAACAAUGGGAUACACUACAAACUACAGUUACUGUACAGCAACGGUGUCAGAACAGAACAGGAUCUUUUCGUACGAUUAAUCGAUUCCAUGACAAAACAGGCUAUUAUCUAUGAAGGUCAAGACAAAAACCCAGAGAUGUGCCGAGUGCUUCUCACACACGAAAUCAUGUGCAGUCGGUGUUGUGAUAAGAAGAGUUGUGGCAACAGGAACGAGACUCCUUCAGAUCCCGUUAUCAUCGACAG
This is a messenger RNA of Oncorhynchus gorbuscha (pink salmon), 1102 nucleotides long. RefSeq names its product transcription factor COE3-like. Lineage: Eukaryota; Metazoa; Chordata; Actinopteri; Salmoniformes; Salmonidae. The transcript is spliced from 6 exons. Gene Ontology annotation, biological process: regulation of transcription by RNA polymerase II. The annotation marks the transcript as partial. Gene Ontology annotation, molecular function: DNA-binding transcription factor activity, RNA polymerase II-specific; RNA polymerase II cis-regulatory region sequence-specific DNA binding. The record is from RefSeq and is a predicted model, not a curated record.